GGCUGCGGGGCUCGCGCUGGAAUUGCUGUUUGUGCAGCAGAUCCUGUGCGCGGGGAGGGCUGUGGCUGCUGCCUGUGGCGCACCCGUGACCCGCUGCUGGCGGGAGUGGAGUUAGUGGCUUGUUGGAAAGAAAGUUAGAAGUGUGUGUGUGUGUGUGUGUGUGUGUGUGUGUGUGUGUGUCGGUGGGUGGGAAACCCGUGGGGAAAGUUUGCACCUUAGUCUCCGGAGCGGCAGCAGCGGAUCAUGCAGCGGGGGAGACUCACCCUCCUAGUGUCUCUGGCUUUUCUUCUGCUCCACGUGAGAGGUGAAGACGACUUUAACUUAGAAGAUGCAUUAGGCCCCGAGCCUACAAAGAAGCCUGGUUCAGCUACCAAAAAGCCGGAGUUGGAUGACCACCGAAGGAUAACCAUUUUAUUUACUCUUACAGGCAGCUUUAAGGAUGAAGACUUAGUUGAUGGUAAACUUCCACCAGAAAAAAGGGGAGAAGGUGAUACCAAUCCCAAGAGUGAAGGAGAUGCGGCAGCCUCUCAAGGAGUGAUACCUGGAAUUAUAAGUGCUGUGGCCGUAGCAGUUGUUGGAGCAGUAUCUAGCUUCAUUGCUUACCAGAAGAAGAAACUCUGUUUCAAAGCAAGUGGAGAUCAAGAGAAUGUUAAUAUGGAAAGUCAGCAAGGAGCACAUGCAGAGCCACCUGUUCAGCGAACACUUCUGCAGAAAUAAUCCAGGGAAACUCAAGGUGAAGAAAAGAUGAGCAAAACUGGAUAGAAAACCUGCAUAUCUGCCUGAAAAAAACACAAUGUAAACAGCAGGGGCUUGAGUUUCAAAAUUGCAUGAAAAAAAAAUGUAGUCCUGUUGAAAUAUCCUCGGAAAGGAUGGGAGGGAUGUUUUCAAAUACCUGAGCGUUUUUCUGUGGUUAGCCCUGUGAAGCGCAGUGUUGCCCACUGACAAUUGGCCUUAAAAUAGUGAUGUUCUGAAACAACUUGUGCCUUUUAAUUCUCAACUCUGCUCUUGUGGCAAGAACUAUCGCUGGUGUAUAUCUGAACUGACUAUUAUUCUGGCUAGCCCCUUUUCCUUACCCCUUAAAAAAAAAGAACAGUAGAUCUGUUAAUGUACCAUUACUUAGACGCAGCUCUAACAUUGUACCAUUGUAUGGGUACAUCUACACCACCCUCAACAGAGAGCCUCCCACUCUGGGCUGACAGACUUGGGGUAGCAAGGCUCACGCUAGUGCUCUUAAAAAUAGCAGUGGAGGCUGUGCUUUGAAGUUGCAGCCCAGGCUAGUGGUCGGGCUCUGAAGCUUAGAGAAGUGGGUGGGCUCCAAAGCAGGAGCUCCAGCCCAUGCUGCGAUGUCUACCCAGCUAUUUUUAGUGCGGUAGCGCAAGUCCCAGGAGCCCAACUCUGUUAAUCUGAAUUGAGAGGCUCACUGCUGUGUGCUGCAUAUACUUACCCUAAAUUGGGUAAUCGUACUAGUGAAGACACCCGUACAGUUCACUUGAAAGUGAAGUUUAAAAAAAAAAAAAUUCUAGUAAAUGUUAAAUUUUGUGGGCACCUGAAUGCAAACUGUUAGCUUAAAAAAGUAGCCAUGUCAUCUGAAAUAUUUGACCAAAUGAGUGUGUGUAUGUGUGUGUGUGUGUGUAUUUGACAAUGGUGUUGUCUGUGCAGCUGCAUGGGUCAGCUUAGCAGGAAGGAGGUACUUAUAUCUGUCCUCUAAGGAAAAAAAAGUGUUUCUUUUUAUCGUUUUUCUUCACUAUGUCUGUCUGGUACAGAUCCAGAAAGCCCCAAUGUGCUUCAGUGCAUCCCCCAGAGUCUCAAAGUUGCUUUUUAUACCGAUUAACUAAAAUAGAGUUGAUCAAAAAAGGAAAAGCCUGACUUACAAAUCAGAACCCUACAUUGGCUGCUUUUCAUUUGGCUGGGUGUCUCUUUCUGGUGUUCGUGAGAAUUCAAACAGCUGCCAAGAAUUAAUUUGUAUGCAAUUUGGGACUGACAGACAUUUCCAUGACUGCUCACCUGAAACUUUUAACAGAAGGUCAUUAUAUAUACUUUCAGUUUUGAAAGGUUUGUCAUCCAGUCAGAAAGCAGAAACAAUACAACUAACUUAUGUGGUAACUCUGCAAUGUGGAUAAUCAAGAGCACUCUAAACUAGGGUGACCAGAUAGCAACUGUGAAAAAAUGGGACAGGGGGUGGGAGGUAAUAGGCGCCUAUAUAAGAAA
Terrapene triunguis (Three-toed box turtle) is the source of this 2208-nucleotide messenger RNA. Its product is annotated as CD99 antigen. Lineage: Eukaryota; Metazoa; Chordata; Testudines; Emydidae. Bases 244 to 717 code for a protein of 157 amino acids. The transcript has 9 exons. Gene Ontology annotation, biological process: T cell extravasation; positive regulation of neutrophil extravasation; homotypic cell-cell adhesion. The record is from RefSeq and is a predicted model, not a curated record.